AUGGAAAACUCAGUAAACAAUAAAAAGGAGCCUCACGAACUACAAAUAUUCUUACCAAUUUUACUGACAGUUGCUCUCCUAUUCUUCACUUUGAUAUUUUCAUCACGAGCAUUUAGAUAAGUAAUACAUAUUUAAACAACGAUUGAAGCUAUAUUCAAAGAUCUAAGUCAUAAAUAUAUAUCAAACUUCCAAAUUUAAAAACCUAAACAGCCUUUAAAUUAAAGAAAGAGCAAGUGCAAUAAUUAUGUGCAAAAGUAGUACAGCUCAUUGGAGAAAUAAAUUCUAAACUUUGAUGAGCUCUAGUCGUCUAUCACAUUCCAGUCCAAAGUACAGCUUAAACAGCAUAACUAAUUAGUUUAUGGAUUCUUCAAAAGCUUUUAUCAAACUUUGACUUGCGAAUGCUGUCGCAGUGAGACAUACAAAGUUGAAAAAAGAGAUAUAAAAAUAUUUGACUCUAAAGGCUCAAUUAAAUCUCUUAAUUACUAGCUCAACUUCUUAUUCGUUUGGGUUUUGAUAUGCUUUACAGUAGCCGUAAUAAACUAUAUUAACGUAAAAGAUGAUGGGAAAUAUAGUUUACUUUAAUUCCUGGUUGUGAUAUUUACUUGCAUCAGUACUCUAAGUGGGUUAAUACUUUCUCAUUAUAUGAAUAAAAGAUACGAAGCAAAUCUCAUUAAAUAAGUUGCAUAGGUAUUCGAGAAAUGCAUGCUUGCCUAAAGUGAAAAAGACUAAGAAGAAAUCGAACAAAUAAAAAAGUAUGAGAUUUAGCAGUUAAGUCUUCAAUCACAGUCAUCUCUAAACAAAAUAUUUGGAGUUAUUCUAGCUAUAAGCUUUUCGUUUUCAAUGUGUAUUUAUAUAAUGAUGAAUAUGAAAUACGAGAUCAGGAUGAUACUUCUAUACUCAUUCAUGGGAAGUUAAGUUCUUGAUAUCUUAUUAGUAAGGAAUAUUGCUCUAUUUGCUUAUGCAAUGGGCAAGACUUUUGUUAAUUUGGUUGGGUAAUAUAGGUAAAAUAAAAAAGAUUAGAAGAAGUGUUAAAUCGUUAAAAAUAUGUUAAAAGAUAACCACAUUAAUAAUGUUAAUAAUUCAAGUAAUAAUUAAUACGUUUCUGAUCUGACCCCAAACCCCAACCUUCUCAGCUAAAAUUCUAACAUGCUUUUGUUUAAUUAGGUAGUUAAUACUGAAAUCAAAGCCGAUACAUUCAUGGCAAAUUACCCAUCAAUGGAUUACACAAAGACAUUCAUUGAUGAUACUGAGUGCAAUUAAAAUGAUUCAACUGCCAAAAUUAACUAACUAUUCAUGUACAAUAUUUAAAAGAUAAUAUAUGAUUAAGAAAAUGAGGAAAAGCCCGCUUCUUAAUUUUCUGACACUUUGCAGAAACCUAAAAUCAAGCUGGAAUUCUAUCAAUAGAAAAAGCUAUUCGAGUUGGCACUGCUGAGUUUCAGUGACCAGACUUAUGGGUCUAAAGGAACUUUCAAAAUACUGAGGAAUAUUAAACAUGGAUUGAAUUUUGAACUUAUUGAGAAAAUAAAGGACAAAGUAUUCAAUCCUAUUGAAGAAGUUUAAGAAGAAUCAAAGGAGGAGGUAAAGCUUCUAAAUGAUUCUCGUAAAUUCUUUAGAAAGAUAGAUAUAUCCUAGUUGCAGACAGAUCAUUUUAUAAAGGAAAAGUCGAGAGACCUAGAAUUAAUCACCAUAAAUGAUAAGCAAAGGCUUUCAAGUAUUAAAGAGGUCAAGGAGGCUUAUGAAUAAACAUAAACUAUUAAUCUUCCAUAGAUUAACUAGCAAAGAAAAUUACCCAUUGACUUUUUUGAAAUCGAUUUAGAAAAUCAAAAUUAAUAGAACCUACACCUAAAGCUUAAUAUUACCUCAGAGGAAGAUGCUAAUUAUGAGUAAAAGAAUUUAAACCAUCAUAACCUAUGCUAUCAUGAUGAAAGUUCUCACUCAUUAAUUUAAGACAACGAAAGGCUUGAAAAUCUGAAGUACAGCAAUUCUAAAAUAGAGGUAGAUUAUUAUCAAACUAAAUUUGAUGACAAUAAAUAUAGCAAAUCAUAACAUCUUGAUUAAUAAGACUUAGAUGUGGCGGUUUAAAAUAAUUAUGAACUAAAUUACCAUCCUGUUGAAUAUCAAGAGCUUUAAAGACCACAAAUUACUGACGAUUAAUCCCUCAAGGGAUUUGAAGAUGAAUAAUCAGCUAGAAUUAUAUAGCCAAUUAUUGAUUUCACUCAUAAUAAAUCACUCGAUUAAUAUAAUUAACAUAAUGAUGACAGCGAAUAUCAGGCUUAAAGAUAAAGAAGGAUAAGAAUUCCAGAAUAGGACAUACUACCUGUUAUUGAAUAAAAUUAGUCAAGACUGUUUAGAGAAAUCAAUUUGAUUAAUCAACUUAAUGACAUCUCAAAGGAAGUUGAAGAUGAAUCUGCAGCAGAGAUAAAAAUAAACAGGAAAAAGAAGAGAGUUACCAAGAAGAAAUAGACUAAUAAAAAAUCAAGUAAUGAAAAUAAAGAAAAUAGUCAAGCAGUCAGAGUUCCUUCUACUUUGUUUAAUUUAGACACUAUAAUAUAAGUUGAUAGUUUAGAGGAGAGAGCGGCUGAAGAUUAAAGGAGGAUAUAUAUUGAUAAAAAUGAGUAUUAAAGUGAAACCAUAAAUGUGCAGAGUAGGCUAAGUCAUGAGUAUAUAAGCAAAGAUAAAGAUACUAUCGAGGAGAAUCUCAGAAUUCUAUAAAAUAUCAAAGAGGAGUAAAAAAAUCAGAUUAACUCUUAUAGACUAAAUGGCUAAUAAUAUGAAGAAUAGUAAAAUGAAGAUUAAUUAGGGACUGGAAAUGAUGAAAUACUAAUAAAAACCUUCAACAAAUCUGAUUUCUAAGGUAAUAGUAACACCUAUGGAGAUUAGAGCUACCUUGAUUAUCCUACAUAGUAGGAUUCCAACAGAAUGGGUAGUAUGCCAGAUUACUCAACUAGGGAAAUGCUUUCGCUUGAUGCCACUUAAUAAUCCUUCUAAACUAGAGGACUUGAAACCCGCUUAUAGCCAUCUAACACUCAGCAUAAUUCAAAUAAUAUCUCAAAUCUAAACUCAGAUAAUACUUAAAAUUUGAUGAUUCAUGACUACUCAGAAGAUAUUUAAAAAAGAGCCGUUACACCAAGUAUCAAUGAUAUCAAUUAAAGAUUAUUUAGAGCCUAAAACAGAAAUAGGAAGACUUCAUAUAAUGAUGGAGGGUUCUUGAAUAGAGAGUAAUCUGAAAAUUUACCAGUUGAUACUCUGGUUAUAAUCGGAGCAGAUAACAAGAAUACCAAGCCACCGUUGAAUAAACGUAAUCACAAGAACAAGAAUAACAUCAGCGUUGGAGCGAAGAAAAGUAAAAUAAGUCUAAAGUAGAGCAACAAAAAACUUGAUAAGUCAUAGUCUUAUGAUGAAAUUGAGGAAACAAAACAUAACCAGGAAUUAAAUAUAAGACUCAAGAAAAACAUUUAAAUCUAUCAUGACUAAGUAGAUGAGGAAGAAUCUUGUCAUAAUAGUUAAAGCUCAUAAGCAUAAUUAGCAUCACAAGGUUCAUUUGUAGACAGAGUAUUGAAUCACUAAGCACCAAUCAAUGUCUAAAGAACUCGUUUCAAUUCUAAAGGCUCUUAGGAUUCAGAAGAUGCUGGCAAUGGCUAAAUAAACUUCUAUAAGAAAAACGUUUCAUCAAUGAAUUAAUCAAGUUCAUCUAGUUAUAAGCAAGCAGAUACAACUGAUACUAUCCAUUUGAUUCAUGGAAGAAAAAGGUCUGAUAAUUAGAAGAUAUUUGAAAUGGAAUAAGAAAGACUUAACAGAUAGGCUAUUCAAAAUCUAAAUCUAAUAUCUUAGGGAUCUCACGAGAACUUGCAGUCGAAAAGAUCUCAGAACUAGCUUGGAAAUGUAAUGAAAAUAAUGAAGGAUGAGAAACAGGCUCCACUGGUUGAGAAGCAAUUACAAAAUAAGAAUUACUUGAAAUUCUCUGGACUUUCACAACUUGGCAAAGCUUAUAAAAUGGAGAGUUAACAGAGAUCUGCGAGUGACGGGCCGUCUCAUUCAAGAGGCAGUGAAAACUUCAGUUCUAAAAAUUCAAUUGAAACAGACUAAAUAUCUACACAAAGAGCCUAAUCGAAAGAAGGCUUGUACUAUUGA
Messenger RNA from Stylonychia lemnae, 4131 nucleotides. Lineage: Eukaryota; Ciliophora; Spirotrichea; Sporadotrichida; Oxytrichidae. The record is from the annotation of a GenBank genome assembly.